GCUGCUUUCCUGUCAAGACUUGAUUAGGUUAUCCUAUCUAAUGAUUAUUCUAGAUUUUUAGCCAUGAUGGAAGCUGAGAUGAGUAACGAUGCAGGAGGGGUACCUGCUCCCACUAACGAAGAGAGGGUAGCUACAGUUACUGCAGUCGACCCAAGCGCACUUACUCCAACUGCUAUGAGGGGUCUCAGGGACAUCGGAUCACAGGCAACUUGGUGGCUGAGCACAUGUAAACCGGGCUUUGGUGUUGAUCAUCUCAGAGACAACUCAUUAGAAACAUACUGGCAAUCUGAUGGACAACAGCCUCACUUUAUUAACAUAAACUUUAAGAGGAAGACAAGUGUUAAAUCUAUAUGUUUUUAUGUGGACUACAGACAGGAUGAGAGUUAUACUCCUUCCAGAAUAUCUGUUAGGGUCGGUAACAACAUGUUAGACCUAGUUGAAGUUGCUAAAGUGGAAAUGGUGGAACCUUCCGGCUGGAUUAAUGUCGACUUGGAUUCUGGGAAAGACGAUUCAGUCAGGGCCUUCAUGUUACAGGUAGCGAUAUUGUCAAACCACCAGAACGGACGAGACACCCACCUACGACAGGUAAAAGUGUACACCCCGGCCCUCUCAACACCCUCCCAACUCAACCUCAACUUUACCAGCCCUCUACUCGCCCAGUUCAGGGACCUCAAGUAGAUCAACGUGGUGGUGAAACGAGCGUUUGUUGUUAGUGUAUGGUCUGCUCUGUCAGGUACACUGGCACAGGGCCGGGCCUAAUGUUGUUCAGUGAUUACAAGUGUA
Bolinopsis microptera is the source of this 783-nucleotide messenger RNA. Its product is annotated as anaphase-promoting complex subunit 10-like. The transcript has 5 exons. Bases 64 to 678 code for a protein of 204 amino acids. The record is from RefSeq and is a predicted model, not a curated record. NCBI's taxonomy places the organism in Eukaryota, Metazoa, Ctenophora, Tentaculata, Lobata, Bolinopsidae. Gene Ontology annotation, cellular component: anaphase-promoting complex. Gene Ontology annotation, biological process: protein K11-linked ubiquitination; anaphase-promoting complex-dependent catabolic process.